AUGACAACAGAAAGCAGGCAACGUCGAUUUAUUAGCGCCAGAUGUGGAGGAAAAACCUACAACCCGACAUUUCGUAUGUGCUGUGGCGGUACAAUACAAGUCAGGUCGGGAAUACGACCCGCGUGUUGCGGGACUCGAGCUUACGAUGCUAGUUUCAGGAUCUGCUGUGGUGGCACUGUACAAGUCAGGUCGGGAAUCAGACCCGCGUGUUGCGGGACUCGAGCUUACGAUGCUAGUUUCAGGAUCUGCUGUGGUGGCACUGUACAAGUCAGGUCGGGAAUCAGACCCGCGUGUUGCGGGACCCAAGCUUACGAUGCUAGUUUCAGGAUCUGCUGUGGUGGCACUGUACAAGUCAGGUCGGGAAUCAGACCCGCGUGUUGCGGGACCCAAGCUUACGAUGCUAGUUUCAGGAUGUGCUGUGGUGGUAUUGUAAAAUUCAGAUGCUGACCAGUCUCAAGUGAAAAUAGUAGUGAUGAUAAUGAUGAUGAUGAUGAUAAAGUUAAAGAUAAAGAUAAAAACAAUAAAGAUAAUAAUAAUAGUGAAAAUAAUAACGUAAUAAUCAUAAGACAACAUUUCAAGAGGCAGUAGUGAUCUGUGCUUUAAAUAACCAUAUUCUGUCUGGAGUCAUGAGAAAUCAAAUAAAAAAGGAAGACGCCCUUAAAAUUGUCCUGGCUGCGCUUCUAAUUUACAAGGAAACUGGUGUCAGUUCAGUCUCUCGCAGUAGUUUUCCAUUAUCGAGGACUAAAAAUGUUAAACCCCCCUCCACGCAAAAAAGUGUAUAGACUUGCUCGAAACUGACGAGACUAUAUGUUCCAAAAUUAUAAGGAGUCUUAAAAUGAGAUUAAUAAUUUAAAAAUUCUUAACAGUAAAGAAUACAAAAGGCAACAGCUAAAAAAGCAUCAACUUUUCACUGCUGAUGUUGACGCUGGCUUAACUAAGGUCUUGAAUAAACAAAGUUUCUUUUAUCUUACAAUGAUAAUCUGUUUUGCCAGAUGCUAAGAUUUCAAAGUGAUCCUAUUUAAUGUUAUGUCCGGUGGCAGUGAUAUGGUCAGCAAUAGCUGAAGACUGAUCAUUUUUCUGUUAGGGACUUGAAGUGUUCAAUCUUACUGUCAUGGAGCCGUCGCUUAGUUUUACCAAUGUAAAUAUCAUUACAAUCCCAACAGCAAGCUUUGUAAAUGACUUUGGAUCUUUGAGAGCGAUUAACGCGGUCCUUGUAUGGAAAGAAAUAUUUAAUACGGCAAGCGUUUCGAAAAAAUUAAUUAUCUUUAAAUUAACACAGGAGUAAAUCUAGUAAAUACAGGAUUUUAGGCGUUUAGAAAUUUGGUUGCUUUGAAGACCUAAAUAAGGUAACAAAAUAAUAACUUCCUUCUAACGACCCAUAGGAACAAGAACAUCUCGCUUGUUUCGGUUUCGUUCCAACGCAUCAUUGACGUGGAAGUUUAUUAUUCCUUGAGGGUAACCAUUCUGAAGAAGUUUUCUUUAAUAGAUCACCCAGGGCAGAUUGUAGCAAAGAAAAAGAGGAGCAAAUUUGGUAGCAACGAUAAUUCACAGUGCGGAUUAAGUUUAAUAAUAUGUAUUUUCAGUAUUUGCGAGGAGAAAGAGUCCCAUUUAGUAUACUGAAAGACUUGUGAAUGUCUUUUCCGGGUAGACAGAUAUCAUAAAGAUGGUGUUGGGGCCGCGUUUUACUAGGAUAUCGAAAAACGGAAUUUCUUUGUGAUGUUCAAAUUCAAUGGUAAACUCAAUAUUGUUGUGACGACUGUUUAAAUACUGUAAAAAACUCAUUAGCAAAGUUUUUGUUGUUAAACAUGAUGGUAAAAGUGUCAUCAACGUACGGAAACCAAAGUGAAGGCCAUGAUUACCGAAUUUCCAAAGGCCUAAAAUCCUGUAUUUACCAGUUUUACUCUUGUGUUAAUUUAAAAAGGGAGGAGUAGAGGUGAUUUUCCCCUCAAAACAACUGCCAUAUCUAAAACAGGCUCUUUCUUUCCAAUUUUUCAAAACACCACCUUUAAAUCGCAUCCCAAAGAUCUAAAGUCAUUUACAAAGCUUGUUGUUGGGAUCGUAAUGACUUUUACAUUGGUGAAACUAAGAGACGGUUCCAUGUUAGCAAGACUGAACACUUCAAGUCCCCAACAGAAAAUGAUCACCCUUCAGCUAUUGCUGACUAUAUCACUGCCACCGGACAUAACAUUAAAUGGGAUCACUUUGAAAUCUUAGCAUCUGGCAAAACAUAUUAUCAUUGCAGUGAGAUAAAAGAAACAUUGUUUAUUCAAGACCUUUAUUAAGCCAGCGUCAACAUGCAUCAGCAGUGAAAAGUUGAUGCUUUUUAAGCUGUUGCCUUUUGUAUUCAUUACUGUUAAGAAUUUUUAAAUUCCUAAUCUCAUCUCCAGACCCCUUGUAACGGUCGGUUAAGAUCACUUUUGAAAAUGUAUGUUAAAUAGCAUACUACAUACACAUCAUCACAUAAAAAUGCGAAAACUCACAAUGUUUAUCACCGCUGUUUGUGUUUUAUUUUUUUAUCUAACUACGAUGGCCCAAGAACUGAAAAGUUUUAUAAUAUAAUUUAUAAUGGUAAUUGAAUUGAAGGGAGUGCAAUAUAGUCUGACAUCAUACGAAGUUCAAUUACCAGUUUGUUACAAUAUAUUUAUUUGAUCUGGUAGCCUGUUUCAGGUUGAAAAUCAAAAACAAAAAGGCUUAUACGUCUCAUUUUGUACCCGACACAGACACGAUGCAAUAUAGAGCGAAAAUGGUGCGAUUUAAAACAGAAAUGAUGCGAUUUAGAACCAGAUGUGAUUCGUGAAUAGAUCACACUGCUGAGAGCCAAUCAGAUUGCAGGAAUCACCAGUGAUUUCAAAAUGGUAUAAUAAAUGGUGAAAAGUUAUAGAAUACCUAAAAAAAACAAAGAGAAAAGAAUUGUCCAAAUCUCCACCGCUGUCAAAAAUUAAUUUGAAUGCCCCCUAGUCAGUUACAGUACCACAUUCCAAAACUAGUCGUGCAGAGGGAAGGUAUAAUUCCAAGACAGAAACGUGAUAUUUACCAUAUGAGGUCAUAGCCUAUAAACGUCUUGCUUUGCAAUUAUUUAUGCGAUCAAUCUGGCGGCAAAGAUUCCUUCCAGCGGAGUUUGGACAGCUGUCACUUGGCUAUUUCUGACCAAUGAAAUUCAAAAUGCUCAUAACGCACAUGAGAAAACUCAAAAUGUUCGUAGCUAUUCUCAAUUUGUGCAUGAUUGUGGCUAUUUAGUCAAGAUUGUCGAUGUCUAGCCCUAAACCUUUUGCCAACCACUUUCCAUAUGAUUUGCAUGAUCACUAAAAGGGUAAAAACUGCCUGAGAGACCACAAGUUGCGAAAGCCUUUUCCUUGAGAAAAUCCUUGAAUCCCAUUAGAUUGGCUACACAAUGAUUAGUGAAAAAUAAGGCAGUUAAUGCAACGAUCAAAUUUGAGGAAAUUGUAAUGGUUAUGAUUAAAGGAGAAUUCGGUUUCGAGUAACUUAACUUAGGUUUAACCCUAACCCUUGACUAAUUCUAAUUUCAGUUCGAAACCACGCUAUUAACUUCCGAUAAUGAUAUUGUGACAGGGUCAAUUUUGGUGUUUUAAAUGCUUUUUGACAGUAAUUCAGUUUUUUUUUCUUAAAAAUCGCAAAGUAAUUUAAGUUUGUGAAAGAUUUGAACCCAGCAGGAACCAUUUCAUAAGUAGGUUGAGUUUGAUCGUCCGGGUGAACGUAGUCGUGAAUAGGACUGUUUUUGUUGACAGUGACCAAGAGCGAAAGUUCUAUGUGGGUCUAGUCAAGAUUGUCGAUGUCUAACCCUAAACCUUUUGCCAACCAGUUUCCAUAUGAUUUGCAUGAUCACUAAAAGGAUAAAAACUGCCUGAGAGACCACAAGUUGCGAAAGCUUUUUCCUUGAGAAAUAUGAGCUAAGUCAGUUCUUGGAGGCCGCCACCACAACAAAUAGACUUGACGCGUGUCUGAUUCUGCCAUAAAUUUUCAGAUGACGUUAAAAUACGGUAUCAACAAGCAGGAAAAAUAACUUGCGCUUAGUAAAUAGAACUCAGUGUAUAAAUGCCUUAAAUUGUGGGAAAGACGCGAAAGUGAAAGGUACGCGAAAAGAGGGGCGGACCCGACACUAUAAAAGCAUCAGAAUGUUCAAGGGAGUGAAGCAGUCAGUGACUGAGAAUCAGAGGAGAGCAUAAUCAGUAUACCAACAAUGGUCAAGCUAACAUUUGCAUUUAUUGCAGCUGUAGUCUUGUGUUUUUGCGGUAGCCAUGCUGCGAACUUACUUCCGGAAGAACUAGAUUCGCUGACAGAUUUCAAAUAUGGAAAUUUAAAGGACCAAAGAAGCCGUAGUGAAGCCCCUCAUGAGGAGGAUGCUGAAUUCCAAGAUGAUAACUUCAAAGAUUACGAUGGCUCGAAAGAGGAGCAAGGUUAGUUCACGGUGCUUAAUUAAUUCAGUUUCUCUUUUGAAAAAUACAAGCUUCAACGCACCAUCACGAGUACGAUACUGGUACAAAAUUCUUCUUCUACCUCUUUUCUUGAGUAUGCAUUUUCUUGACGUUUUGCUAUGGCCUGGGACUUAAGUCGUUUUUGUUUUAUUCGCCACUUGAUCACAUGACAACAGAAAGCAGGCAACGUCGAUUUAUUAGCGCCAGAUGUGGAGGAACAACUUAUAACCCUACAUUUCGUAUGUGCUGUGGCGGUACAAUACAAGUCAGGUCGGGAAUACGACCUGCGUGUUGCGGGACUCAAGCUUACGAUCCUAAUUUCAGGAUCUGCUGUGGUGGUACUGUACAAGACAGGUCGGGAAUAAAACCCGCGUGUUGCGGGACCCAAGCGUACAAUGCUAAUUUCAGGAUCUGCUGUGGCGGUAUUGUAAAAUUCAGAUGCUGA
Messenger RNA from Porites lobata, 4878 nucleotides. The record is from the annotation of a GenBank genome assembly. NCBI's taxonomy places the organism in Eukaryota, Metazoa, Cnidaria, Anthozoa, Scleractinia, Poritidae.